This is a messenger RNA of Echinostoma caproni, 273 nucleotides long. The record is from the annotation of a GenBank genome assembly. NCBI's taxonomy places the organism in Eukaryota, Metazoa, Platyhelminthes, Trematoda, Plagiorchiida, Echinostomatidae.
AUGAACAAAGAACCUGUGGCUAAGGAAGUAAAAACUGAGAUGAACGAGGCCAUGCUGGACUACGCGUUGGAGACUACACGGAAAGCAUUUGAGCGAUACAACACAGACUCUGAUAUAGCGCAGUAUAUCAAGAAAGAGUUUGAUUCUCACUACGAUAGCACAUGGCACUGUGUGGUUGGAAAGACCUACGGCAGUUUUGUUUCAUACGAAAUUGGAAAUUUCCUGGACUUCGUCUUCAAUGAUAAAGCCGUUCUGUUGUUCAAAGCAGGCUAG